Molecule: messenger RNA, 6389 nt
Organism: Chroicocephalus ridibundus (black-headed gull)
Lineage: Eukaryota; Metazoa; Chordata; Aves; Charadriiformes; Laridae
Gene: IRS2
Product: insulin receptor substrate 2
Exons: 2
Coding region: 438-3947 (1169 amino acids)
Biological process (GO): insulin receptor signaling pathway
Cellular component (GO): cytosol; plasma membrane
Molecular function (GO): insulin receptor binding; phosphatidylinositol 3-kinase binding
Source: RefSeq, a predicted model, not a curated record
GCGGCGGCCGCGCCCCCCCCGCCCCGUCUCGGUGUGUGAGCGGCUCGGUACGGCGGCGGUCACGUGUUGUUUUGCUCUUUAGUUGGGGCACUCGGUGCGCGAUGUGUUACUUACGGCGAAACUCCCGCCGGCGCCGGCAGCAGCCGCGGCGGCACCGCCACCACCACCAGCAGCGACCGGGGAGCGGUAGCGCCGGUAUCCGAGCCGGGGAGGACGUCGGGCGGCCGCCGGUAGCACCCGCUGCCUAGGACCCCGUAAACGGAGGACCCCGCUGCGGCUCCGGGCAGCCGCGCUCUUUCUCCGGAGGAAUAACUUUAUUUUGCCCGCUUUCCCCCCGCCCCACCUCUCUUCUUUUUUUUCUUUCCCGCGGCGCCCGGUCCUCAUCCCUUCUCGGCAGCGAGAGGAGCCGGGCGGCGCUCCCGGCGCGGGGGUCGGGGAUGGCGAGCCCCGCCGUGCUGGGGCUGCUGCCCUCCCUGAGCUCCCCGCCCGGCCCCAACCUGAACAACAACAACAACAACAACCAGGGCGUGAGGAAGUGCGGGUACCUGCGCAAGCAGAAGCACGGACACAAACGCUUCUUCGUCCUGCGGGGCCCCGGCGGCGGCGGGGAGGAGGCGGGGGGCGCCCGGCUGGAGUACUACGAGAGCGAGAAGAAAUGGAGGAACAAGUCCGGGGCGCCCAAGCGGGUGAUCGCCCUGGACUCCUGCCUCAACAUCAACAAGCGGGCGGACGCCAAGCACAAGUACCUCAUCGCCCUCUACACCAAGGACGAGUACUUCGCCGUGGCGGCCGAGAACGAGCAGGAGCAGGAGGGCUGGUACCGAGCUCUCACCGACCUGCUCAACGAGGGCAAGGCGGCCUGCCAGGGGUCCCCCCAUCGCCACCUCGCCUCCCCCUUCUCCGCCUCCUGCAGCGCGGCCGCCGCCUCCCUGGCCGCCGCCGGCGAGGACCUCAACUACGGGCUGAUCACCCCGGCCGCCGCUGCCUACCGGGAGGUCUGGCAGGUGACGCUGAAGCCCAAGGGCUUGGGGCAGAGCAAAAACCUCACCGGCGUCCACCGGCUCUGCCUCUCGGCCCGCACGAUCGGCUUCGUGCGCCUCAACUGCGAGCUGCCCUCGGUCACGCUGCAGCUGAUGAACAUCCGCCGCUGCGGCCACUCCGACAGCUUCUUCUUCAUCGAGGUGGGGCGCUCGGCGGCCACCGGCCCCGGCGAGCUCUGGAUGCAGGCGGACGACUCGGUGGUGGCCCAGAACAUCCACGAGACCAUCCUGGAGGCCAUGAAGGCGCUGAAGGAGCUGUCCGAGUUCCGGCCCCGCAGCAAGAGCCAGUCCUCCUCCUCCUCUUCCUCGGGGGGCGCCGCCGGGCCCGGCGGCGGCGGCGCCUCCGCCACCCACCCCAUCACCGUGCCCGGCCGCCGGCACCACCACCUGGUCAACCUGCCCCCCAGCCAGACCGGCCUCCUCCGCCGCUCCCGCACCGACAGCCUGGCCGCCGCCACCAAGUGCACGCCGUGCCGGGUGCGGACGGCUAGCGAGGGCGACGGCUGCCGGGUGGGCUCGGUGGCCGGCAGCCCCAUGAGCCCGGGCCCCGUGCGGACCCCCCUCAGCCGCUCGCACACGCUUAGCAGCGGCGGCGGGGGGGGCCGGCCGGCGGGGAAGCUGCUGCCGGUGCUGGCCGGCGGCGGCCUGCAGAACAGCCGCUCCAUGUCCAUGCCCGCCUCCCACUCGCCCCCCUCCGCCACCAGCCCCAUCAGCCUCUCCUCCAGCAGCGGCCUCGGCUCCGAGCCUGCCCACCCCCAUCACCCGCAGCGCCCGUCCAGCGGCAGCGCCUCCGUCUCCGGCUCCCCCAGCGACGCCGGCUUCAUGUCCUUCGACGAGUACGGCUCCAGCCCGGGCGGCGACCUGCGGCCCUUCUCCUCCUCCUCUACCGCCAGCAACCGCAGCAACACCCCCGAGUCGGUGGCCGAGACCCCCCCGGUGCGGGACCCCGGGGGCGGCACCGACCUCUACGGCUACAUGGCGAUGGAGCGGCCCCCGAGCGGCCGCCUGUGCUACCGGCCCUGCCCCGACGCCGCCGCCGACAGGGGCCAUCGGAAGCGGACCUACUCCCUGACCACCCCGUGCCGGCAGCGGCCCGCCCCGCCGCAGGUCUCCUCCGCCUCCCUCGACGAGUACACCCUGAUGCGCGCCACCUUCGCCGGCAGCGCCGGCCGCCUCUUCCCCUCCUGCCAAGCCGGGGCUUCCCCCAAAGUCACCUACACCCCCUACCCCGAGGACUACGGGGACAUCGAGAUCGGCUCCCACCGCAGCUCCGGCAGCAGCAGCACCAACCUGGGGCCGCCGGCGGCGGGAGGAGGAGGAGGGGGAGAGGAUGACGGCUACAUGCCCAUGACCCCCGGCGUGGCCGUAGCCUUAGGGCAGGGAAGCCGUGGCGGUGCAGACUACAUGCCCAUGAGCCCCACCAGUGUGUCUGCCCCCAAGCAGAUCCUGCAGCCCCGGGCGGGGGUGGGUGGCGGGUCCCCCGGGAACGGGAGCAGCUACAAGACCAGCUCACCCGGGGAGAGCUCCCCUGACGAUAGCGGGUACAUGCGGAUGUGGUGCGGCUCCAAGCUGUCCGUGGAGAGCUCGGACGGGAGGCUGAGUAACGGCGACUAUAUCAAUAUGUCCCCUCGGGACCCCCAGCACGGGCCCCAGGCUCCCUCCCUCACCCCCCCAGACUUCUUUUUUGCCCCUUCGGGGCACGGGUCCAGUGAGCCCUCCAAGCCUGGCUGCUACUCGUACAGCUCCUUACCCCGCUCCUACAAGAGCCAGGGCCUGGUGAAGGACAGUGACCAGUACGUCUUCAUGAACUCCCCGGGGAGGAUGAUCCCGGAGGAGGCGGUGUGCGGUGUGGGCCAGUCGCCCGCUGGCACCUUCGCCCCCUCCAGCCACACUGUGCCUUCGCCCCUGCGGCACAGCCGGACUGAGAGCUUCCUGAGCCAGCGGUGCCAGCGGGUGGCCCGGCCCAGCCGCCUCUCUUUGGAGACCUUGCGGACGAUGCUGCCUAGCAUGAACGAGCACCCUCUGCCGCCUGAGCCCAAGAGCCCCGGCGAAUACAUCAACAUCGACUUCGGGGAUGCUGCCGUCUAUUCUCCCCCCUCCCUGCCCGCUGACAGCCCGGCCUCCUCCCUGGGCUCGGGCACGGGGCAGAGGCGCUCCCCUCUCUCUGACUACAUGAACAUUGACUUCGGGUCGCAGUCGCCCUCCCAGUCGGGCACGGUCUCAGUGGGCUCCCUGGAAGCGCUGUCACCAGGCUCUUCCUCCAGCACCAGCCAGCCCGACGGGCGCUACCUGAAGGCGGCUGUGGGGGUGGCUUGUUCGUCCAGCCCGUCCGACGGUGGGGAUUACACCGAGAUGACCUUUGGCAUGGCCACCACCCCACCCCAACCCAUUGUUCAGAAGCCAGAAAGUGCCCGGGUUACCAGCCCCACGGCUGGGGUGAAGAGGCUCACCCUCUCUGGGGUGGAGGCUUUCAUUCUCACCAGCCCCCCCCCAGACCCGAACCGGGGGGCCAAGGUCAUCCGGGCAGAUCCCCAGGGGCGCAGGAGGCACAGCUCGGAAACUUUCUCCUCCACCACCACUGUGACCCCCGUGUCCCCCUCCUUCGCACACAACCCCAAACGGCACAACUCGGCCUCGGUGGAGAACGUGUCCCUCAGGAAAACCGAAGGCCUGGAGGAGGAGCAGGGUAGCAGCCCCAUGUGCCGGGAGACCUCGGCUGGCUUCCAGAAUGGCCUCAACUAUAUCGCCAUCGACGUGGUGGACGGGACCCUGGCAAACUGUGACAAAGCCAGGUCGAAAGCCAGGCACGUCCUCAAUGGUGGCAUCAACGGAGUGGAGAUGAGCGCCUAUGCCAGCAUAGACUUUCUGUCUCACAACCUGAAAGAAGCGAGUGCUGUGAAGGAGUGAAGGAGUUAAUUUUCUCACCAUGACCUCAAACAACAGAGUACAACAUUCAAAGAAGCUGCUCAGCAUAUACCUUUACCUUUUUUUUUUUUGUUGUUGUUGUUUUGUUUUGUUUGGUAACUGAAGCUGCUUAAGGUUUACUUUUUGUUGUUGUUAUUGUUGGUCCGGACAGUUACUUACAACCUGUUGUGGACUAAACUGUGCAACAAAUCUGGGAGGAAGGGAAAGCAACCUGCCUAACUCGUUACCUGUCCAUGGCAUCUACGGUAUCAUUUUGCUGCUGUUUCAACAGGAGUUGGAGAUGCUCUUUAGACCCUAGGAACUUUUCUGCCGGCCUCUUUAACUAACGGCCAAUGCCUUUAUUUCCUUUUUUCUGCAAAGACGAACUGUAUUUAUUCUUCGGCAUAUUAGGGGAUUCUGUAACGCCUGCUGAAGCAGUGAGAUCUGGUAUUUACUGGCGUAAUUUCAAGCCUACCACAGUCCUACCUCAGUUCAAAGUAAAGCCGGAUUUGCGGUGUCGGUGUACGACAGGACCUCCUUGAUCUCUAUGCUGAGUCUCUCUCGAGAGCGGUCGUCAGCCUUACUGAACUUGCAACGCGUACAGCUGCUGCUGCUGCUGGGUUGUUCGUGAAUCACUAGCCGCAGGGUUUAUACUUCUCAGACAAAGCCGAACCAGGGCACUGAAAUGGCGAAAAUGGGACGAAACUCUGUGAAUCGGGCUUGGACCGAGGAUUCGGAGUAGUUGAAAAAUGUAAAAUGUGUAACUGAAGCAAUGUAAGUUAAAAACAGCAAACUGUAUUGGGGGUAUCUCUCUGUACCUUUGACACACUUGUUUAAUCCUCUCUAUGUAGGUGUUUAUGUAGGUACUUCAGAUUGCAAAAGCCUUUUCUCCUAUUUAGAAGCUCACUUACCCCGUUCUUAGCUGCGUUUCUUGUAACCAAAAAUCCACGUAGGCAUGCUAGGAAUGCAGGGAUGAUAAUGGGUAGCGGGCAGAUUCAAGCGCUAAUAUUAACGCAGUAUUAUCUUGCCAUCUAGAAAGUCCUGAUAUUUGCCUUCUAGCAGGAAAGCACCGUUGCAGCUACAGGCAUUGUUACAGGGAAGAAGAACUGUUGCAGUCACUUAUCCUGAGUUCUUUUCAAGGCUACCUGCGCAUCACGUUUCCAGUAGCCUGAAAAUCCGAGUGAUGUGGCGGCUACUGUCACAAAUGUCACAUACAGCUGUCGCACCAGACUAGCAGAAUGUCACGCCACCUUGUUUCUCCUUUGAUAAAUUUGUUGAAGAGUUCAUAUACAUUUUAAGGGUACCUCCCCAGUGCCUGCUCCGAUAGACAUGUAAGUAUUACUAAGUUAUUUGAGUUACGUGAGAUUUUUUUUUCUUUUUUUUUUUUUCUUUUAAAUCAUUGUGCUAGGUGGAACCUGUACUUAAUGCAUUAUCUUUUGCGAUUAUUUUUUUUUCCGAGGAAGACGAGAGUCAAUGUCUUACAAAUAUAUUGAAUGGCAAUGCGGUCUUCCUGCUUACAUGCUGAAUUUUUAGAACUGAGGAUUGUAUUACAAGACAAAGAUGAAUGUAAACUAAUUCCUUCCCUACCCCAUGACACACUUUAUUUUUCAGUGUAAUUUUUGGGGUCUUAAAUCACAGCAAUGCAUAGGCUAAUACAAUAUUAGAUCUAAAAUCAAUUUAAAUAUCUAAUCUAUCUGUUUGAGUUGGUUUUGUUUGUUUUUUUUUUUUAAAUACUGUAAGUGGUUCUAAGACAUUCUAAAAUGCUGCUUGUUUAAGUCUGGAACUAAAAAAAAAAAUAAAUAAAAACAAAAAACAAAUACCUUUGCCAUUUUCUGUCUGACCCCCCCAUAGGACAGAGUGUGGUACCUGCUGAAUUCAAUGUUUUGAACUUCUAUUUUGAAGUAGCCCUCUGUACCAAUUCAGAAAUCAUGCCACUAAAACAAAUGGCUAAAAUGCAUACAGCAACUUCAAAAGAAAAACUUGACAAUAUAGCCAAUUCUUCUCUAUCCUGUAUAUUUCACAAAGGCAUAUGCAAUACUUACAUUCUUAAUUUAGUUUACAGAAUGGAACCAAAAUGUAUAAAUGUUAUGUUUGCUAAAACUUCACAAUGUAUAUUGGGUCUUUGUACAUUUUGCCUGACUUACCUUAAAUUUAAAAUAUUUUUUGCUAUAUAACCUUAACAGUUAUUAAGCAGUGUUUUCUUUUUGGGUACGUAUUGUUUCUGGAUAUCAAGAUGUUAAAUAUAUUUCUUGCUAUUGUGAUAUGACAAGAGACUUAACUUAUCUUGCUGUGUCUUCCAAUGUACACGCUGUAUAUAAGGAUAAAUGUGAUGCUGCUGGAGACCAGAAUAAAUGGAACUAGAGUAGUGUAUUGUAUUUAGUCUGUAUUGAUCAUGGAUGCUCUCCUUAAUAGCCAUAUGCAAUAAAAUACAUUAUUUAUGAAAGG